AUUAAUUAAUGCAAUAGAGAGGGUAAUUUUUGACAGGAACCAGAAAUGUCAAUACUCUCAUUUAAGGAACUCAGCUUGAAUGAUGACAGCUGUCCAUCACCAACUCAACUGCAAGACUCGGACACCGAGUCUGAAGACUUGGAGUCAGACGACAACAUGAAGGUCAACAAGGAGAUGUCUGUAGCUGAAGUGUACAUGCAGGCCUGCAAGCUGGUGGGUGUGGUUCCUGUCCUUUAUUUUAUUCGAAACCUCAGCUCUCCAACUAUGACACUCACCCAURAUGGGUUAGGACCUUUAGGCUGCAAGGCACUCGCAAUAGCUUUAGUGUCUGAUAUGCACAUCAACACUCUGGAACUGGCAGACAAUCACAUUCAAGCUGAAGGAGUCAAAUAUCUGCUGGAGCUGCUGAGGGCUAAUUUCACCAUUCAGCACCUGAAUUUAUCCAAUAACCAUUUAAAAUCUGAAGGAGCUGAGCAUGUGGCUAAAAUGUUGCUGGACAACAUAUCACUAAAAUCUAUUAAACUUUCUGGAAAUGGGUUCACAGAUGAUGAUGCAAAAUAUUUUGCAGAUUCUUUGUCAGCCAAUUCCAGGAUCAAAGAACUUGACCUGAGCCAUAAUAAGUUCUGUGGAAGAGGAGGGGAGCAUUUGGGACAGCUGUUGGCAAGCAACGAUGGCCUAGAGGUGCUUGACCUCAGCUGGAACCAUCUUAGAAUGAAAGGGGCUGUGGCUUUUAGCGCUGGACUGAAGGUGAAUACAGUGGUCAAACACCUUGACUUAUCGUGGAACGGUUUCGGGAAUGAGGGAGCUUUAGCCAUGGGUGAAGCCCUAAAAUUCAACAACUCUCUGGUGCAUCUCAACCUCAACAACAACUGCAUCACCAACGAGGGCGUCAGCAUGCUGUGCAGGGGCCUUGAAUACAACGAAACACUCCGAGUCCUGCUGCUGGCUUACAAUUCCUUAACAGUAGAGGGUGCUCUGGCCCUUGUCAACAUGGUGAAGAACACACCCAAGACAGCUCUGGAGGAGAUCAACAUAUGUAAUGUGCUCGUAAAUGAGAACUUUGUGGAUCUUUUGGAAGUCACAUAUCUGGAGCAUCCUGGUCUGGAUGUACAGUACGGCGGGGUGGGGGGCUUUAUUGCUAAGAAGCCACCAAAACGAGUUGAUCCAAUGAAAAUUAUUCAGGAUUAUCUUGAUAGUCGUAAACUGCGUCUGUGGGAUUUCUUUCGGAAUAUCGACAAAGACGGCACCAUGCAAGUCCCUGUCACUGACUUCAGGAGGGCAGUUCAGCAAUCGACCAUUCCUUUGAGUGGGUUCCAGAUUGAGGAGCUGAUUCAGAGACUUGAUCGCGACAGGACAGGAAUAGUGGACUACAGGGGUCUGGCUGAUACAAGAAAGCAGAUGAUGAGAGAUCAUCGACGGCAGCUCAAAAAAGUAGAGUCUCGCCAGAGGAAAGAGAAGCAGAAAAGCGAUCGCAUACUUAAAACCUUCCAGAGCGCWGUGGAGGCCGUCACACCUCGCAGCUCCAUUAUCAUAUCCCCUGGAGGGGCCAAAGAAGAGUCCAGUGGCCUUCAACCAUUUUCUGCCACCCCUCUCAGCUCUUGGCACCACAUUGCUAUGUCACACAGUCGCUACUCUGUCACUAACCUGAGCAGUGAGCGAGUCCAUCUGCCCAUGCUGGAGAGUGCCUCGCCCUACCGUGCCACUAGUUCCCCAGCGAUGCGGUCCUACUCCCAACACAACCUGCUGGCUGACUCGCGUCACUCUGCGUCGCGCAAGAGUGUUAGCUCAGAUCCAGAGGUGAACCACAGUGAGCUGAGCCCUACUGCUAACAGCCUAACCAGGUCCAGGCCUGCUCUUCAGCCUGACAUCAAUGUUUGUGGCUCCAGCAUCAAUGCUGUUCUCCACCAGCUCUUUAACAGCUGUAGCCAAAGUCAGAACCACUUGUCCUGAGCAGAUUUGAUGCACUGAGUGUUUAUCAAUGGCUCUGAUGGCUCRAGCCGGGGCAG
Austrofundulus limnaeus is the source of this 2006-nucleotide messenger RNA. It is a transcript of the gene lrrc74a, whose product is annotated as leucine rich repeat containing 74A. The transcript is spliced from 15 exons. Bases 46 to 1950 code for a protein of 634 amino acids. Lineage: Eukaryota; Metazoa; Chordata; Actinopteri; Cyprinodontiformes; Rivulidae. The record is from RefSeq and is a predicted model, not a curated record. Gene Ontology annotation, molecular function: protein binding; calcium ion binding.